AUGUAUGUUGCAUGGCAGUUACAAUGUAACACCGGCCCCUUUUCAUUGUGUUAACGCUUGGUUGAGAUAGUCAUGGAUGAAGAAAGCGGAAUGAGUACAUCCAAGUCUCUGCAGCCAGCAGCUGAGGGAAUGCAUAGAACAACAGGGGCUCUGGUACGACCGUCUGUCCUUGAUGAGAUGCAAGCUUUGAGGGCACAAAUUAGCACUCAAGCCUGGAGUAUCGAUUCACUGAGCAAAACACUGAGUGCUCUACAGACUGAAAGCAACCAAAAUACAGCUGCAAUCGCACAAAUUCAAGCUGAGUUGUUCAACCUCGCCAAACACCUUUCUGGUCAACGGCUGGAGGAGCGCUUCGAGGCCCUUCACUGUGAGGUGUCCUCCGAGCUCCACUACCUGCGCAGCCUGCUGCUUCCCUCCUCCUCCCCUGGGCCUUCCUCUGUCUGCCUGCCGUCAAGCUCCAAACCAUACCCUGUAAACAACCAGAGCCAGGCUGGUCUCAGCCACCUUGCCCAGGAACUCUAUCACAGACGGAUUCUUUGGGAGCAGAUAGGAGAGCUGAGGAAGGAGAUGCACGACAUCCAGUACCAGCUCAAUUAUCAAAGAGAGGAUGUGCAACGGAAACUGACUGAGAGGUGUUACAAUGACAGAUGCAUGGAGAGUGUGAUUAGCUGCUGUAUGGAGAAAGAUGACACACUGCACAGAUCACAGAAUGGGGCUGAUAUUUCACAACUACAGAAGUCACUUCAGAAGAUAACCAUAUCCAAGGGGAAGGCUCCUAUUAAACCUAGACGGGUGUUCAAACCUAUAACAACCUCAGACUCCGAUGACAGUUCUACUCAUCUUGCAGUGAUGUCAUUGAACAUAAAAAAGGAAAUGAUCCCAACAGCUCGCAGGAAAUAGAGCACUGGAUUCCACGUAUAUCACAGGUCCAACUGAAAUACUCCAACAUAAGAAACAUGCAGUAAAUAUCUGGAGAAAAGAUUUUGCCUUUUGAU
Alosa sapidissima (American shad) is the source of this 995-nucleotide messenger RNA. RefSeq lists its product as uncharacterized. The coding region runs from base 73 to 900 and encodes 275 amino acids. The record is from RefSeq and is a predicted model, not a curated record. The transcript has 11 exons. Lineage: Eukaryota; Metazoa; Chordata; Actinopteri; Clupeiformes; Clupeidae.